This is a messenger RNA of Indicator indicator, 3180 nucleotides long. It is a transcript of the gene CASR, whose product is annotated as calcium sensing receptor. The record is from RefSeq and is a predicted model, not a curated record. Gene Ontology annotation, cellular component: membrane. The transcript is spliced from 6 exons. Gene Ontology annotation, molecular function: calcium ion binding; G protein-coupled receptor activity. Bases 1 to 3180 code for a protein of 1059 amino acids. NCBI's taxonomy places the organism in Eukaryota, Metazoa, Chordata, Aves, Piciformes, Indicatoridae. Gene Ontology annotation, biological process: intracellular calcium ion homeostasis; G protein-coupled receptor signaling pathway; regulation of calcium ion transport.
AUGACUUUAUAUAUCUGUUGCUUCACUCUUUUGCUAUUUACCUGGAAUGCUGCUGCCUACGGGCCAAACCAACGGGCACAGAAGAAGGGAGACAUUAUUCUUGGAGGAUUAUUCCCCAUUCAUUUUGGAGUGGCUGCUAAAGACCAGGAUCUAAAAUCAAGACCAGAAUCAGUGGAGUGUAUAAGGUAUAAUUUCCGAGGCUUCCGCUGGCUCCAGGCUAUGAUCUUUGCCAUAGAAGAAAUAAACAGUAGCCCAACUCUCCUUCCCAACAUGACUCUUGGAUACAGGAUAUUUGACACUUGCAAUACAGUCUCGAAAGCCCUGGAGGCCACACUGAGUUUUGUGGCCCAGAACAAGAUAGAUUCCCUGAAUCUGGAUGAAUUUUGCAACUGCUCAGAACACAUCCCUUCCACAAUUGCAGUCGUGGGGGCAACCGGCUCUGGCAUCUCCACCGCGGUGGCCAACCUGCUGGGACUCUUUUACAUACCUCAGGUCAGCUAUGCCUCAUCCAGUCGACUCUUGAGCAAUAAGAACCAGUUCAAGUCCUUUCUCCGCACAAUCCCCAAUGACGAGCACCAAGCUACGGCAAUGGCAGACAUCAUUGAGUACUUCCGCUGGAACUGGGUGGGAACAAUUGCAGCUGAUGAUGACUAUGGCCGGCCAGGGAUUGAAAAGUUUCGGGAGGAGGCAGAGGAGAGAGAUAUCUGCAUUGAUUUUAGUGAGCUCAUCUCCCAGUAUUCAGAUGAAGAGGAGAUCCAGCAGGUGGUGGAGGUCAUCCAGAACUCCACAGCAAGGGUGAUUGUAGUUUUCUCCAGUGGCCCAGACCUGGAGCCUCUCAUCAAAGAAAUAGUCAGGCGAAACAUCACUGGAAAGAUCUGGCUGGCAAGUGAGGCCUGGGCCAGCUCUUCCCUGAUAGCUAUGCCGGAGUUCUUCCGUGUUAUUGGCAGCACCAUUGGGUUUGCACUGAAAGCAGGACAGAUUCCAGGCUUCCGUGAGUUCCUGCAGAAGGUGCAUCCCAAAAAGUCCAGUAACAAUGGCUUUGCCAAGGAGUUUUGGGAGGAGACAUUUAACUGCUAUCUCCCUGACGGGUCCAAAAAUUCUCCAGCUUCAACUUCCUUCCACAAAGGCCAUGAAGAAGGACUGGGAUCUGGAAAUGGAACAGCUGCCUUCCGACCUCCCUGCACGGGGGAUGAGAACAUCACCAGCGUGGAGACACCGUACAUGGACUACACACACUUGCGGAUAUCCUAUAACGUGUAUUUGGCAGUAUAUUCUAUUGCCCAUGCCUUGCAGGAUAUAUAUACCUGUACCCCUGGGAAAGGGCUCUUCACUAACGGAUCCUGCGCGGACAUUAAGAAGGUUGAGGCGUGGCAGGUUCUCAAGCAUUUGCGGCACUUAAAUUUCACCAAUAACAUGGGGGAGCAAGUAGAUUUUGAUGAGUUUGGGGACCUGGUAGGGAAUUACUCAAUCAUCAAUUGGCAUCUCUCUCCGGAGGAUGGCUCAGUUGUCUUUGAAGAGGUUGGGCACUACAACGUUUAUGCCAAGAAAGGGGAGAGGCUCUUUAUCAAUGAAAACAAGAUCCUGUGGAGUGGAUUCUCUAAGGAGGUGCCUUUCUCCAACUGCAGCAGGGAUUGCCUCCCAGGCACAAGGAAGGGCAUUAUUGAGGGGGAGCCCACCUGCUGCUUUGAGUGUGUGGACUGCCCUGAUGGGGAGUACAGUGAUGAAACAGAUGCAAGUGCCUGUGACAAGUGCCCUGAGGAUUACUGGUCCAAUGAGAACCACACAUCCUGCAUCCCCAAGCAGAUAGAGUUUCUGUCCUGGACCGAGCCCUUUGGGAUUGCUCUGACUCUCUUUGCUGUGCUGGGGAUUUUCCUGACUUCUUUUGUCCUGGGAGUCUUCACCAAAUUUCGCAACACACCCAUUGUGAAGGCCACAAACAGAGAGCUGUCCUACCUCCUCCUCUUCUCCUUGCUCUGCUGUUUCUCCAGCUCGUUGUUCUUCAUUGGUGAGCCCCAGAACUGGACUUGCCGUCUGCGGCAGCCAGCUUUUGGCAUCAGUUUUGUCCUCUGUAUCUCUUGCAUCCUGGUAAAAACCAACCGUGUCCUGCUUGUCUUUGAGGCAAAGAUCCCCACCAGCCUCCACCGAAAGUGGUGGGGCCUCAACCUCCAGUUCCUCCUGGUCUUUUUGUGCACAUUUGUGCAGAUUGUUAUCUGUGUGAUUUGGCUCUACACGGCCCCGCCGUCCAGCUACCGUAACCAUGAACUGGAGGAUGAGAUUAUCUUCAUCACCUGCCAUGAAGGCUCCCUGAUGGCCCUUGGCUUCCUCAUUGGCUACACCUGCCUCCUGGCAGCCAUUUGCUUCUUCUUUGCCUUCAAGUCCCGAAAGCUGCCGGAGAAUUUUAAUGAGGCCAAGUUCAUCACCUUCAGCAUGCUGAUAUUCUUCAUCGUGUGGAUCUCCUUCAUCCCUGCUUAUGCCAGUACAUAUGGCAAGUUUGUCUCUGCUGUGGAGGUGAUUGCAAUACUGGCUGCCAGCUUUGGCCUCCUGGCCUGCAUCUUCUUCAACAAAGUCUACAUCAUCCUCUUCAAGCCCUCCCGCAACACAAUUGAGGAGGUGCGCUGCAGCACAGCUGCCCACGCUUUCAAGGUGGCUGCCAGGGCUACCCUGAGACGAAGCAAUGUGUCCCGCAAACGUUCCAAUAGCCUGGGGGGCUCCACCGGCUCCACGCCUUCCUCAUCCAUCAGCAGCAAGAGCAACCACGAGGACCCUUUCCCUCUACCAGCCUCUGCCGAGCGGCAGCGGCAGCAGCAGCGUGGAUGCAAGCAAAAGGUCAGCUUUGGGAGUGGCACAGUCACUCUGUCACUGAGCUUUGAGGAGCCACAGAAGAAUGCCAUGGCCAACAGGAAUGCCAAGCACAGGAACUCCCUGGAAGCCCAGAACAGCGACGACAGCCUGAUGCGGCACCGAGCCCUGCUGCCACUGCAGAAUAACGAGCCUCUCGGCACUGAGCCCAACUUCCAGGCAGCUUCCAGCCCAGAGACCAGUUCACAGGAGUCGGUGGUAGGAGACACCAAAGAAGAGGUGCCAGGCCCUGAGGCAGAACCUUCCCUGCCGUCGGCUAACUCCCGAAAUUUUAUAGGUCCUGGAGGUGGCUCUGUCACAGAGAACACAGUACAUUCCUAA